Molecule: messenger RNA, 1850 nt
Organism: Capsella rubella
Lineage: Eukaryota; Viridiplantae; Streptophyta; Magnoliopsida; Brassicales; Brassicaceae
Product: cytochrome P450 705A20
Cellular component (GO): membrane
Molecular function (GO): iron ion binding; heme binding; oxidoreductase activity, acting on paired donors, with incorporation or reduction of molecular oxygen, NAD(P)H as one donor, and incorporation of one atom of oxygen
Source: RefSeq, a predicted model, not a curated record
UUGCUAAAGAAACAUUUCAGAUACUCUUCAUUUUAACGUUACAUAUAUGUCAGUACUUUACAUAAAACAAUACCUUAGAUCAUACAUUAUAUUCUUGAGAUAAUACUCUUCAUCUACCUCUCACACUUUGGGCAAAAAUUGCAGCAAUGAUGACAGUUGACUAUCAAAACUGCUUCAGUUUCAUACUCCUCUGCUUCUUUUCACUCCUCUGUCACUCUCUCUUUUUCAAGAAACUAAAGGAUCAACAAGGUGGCUAUGAUUUGCCUCCGAGCCCUCCGUCUCUUCCCAUAAUAGGUCAUCUUCACCAUCUCCUCUCUUCCCUAGCACACAAAUCUUUACAGAAACUCUCAUCCAAGUACGGACCUCUUCUAUAUCUCAGCAUCUUCAACUUCCCUGUAGUCCUCGUCUCCUCGGCCUCCGUGGCUUACGAGAUCUUCAAGGCCCAUGACCUUAACAUCUCGUCCCGUGACAACCCUCCAAUCGACGAGUCUCUCUUAAUCGGAUCUUCGGUUUUCGUUGGCGCCCCUUAUGGAGAUUAUUGGAAGUUCAUGAAAAAGCUCUUGGUUACAAAGAUUCUGGGAACACAAGCACUUGAGCGGUCAAGAGGCGUCCGUGAGGAUGAGCUAGAGCGGUUUUACACAAGCCUGCUCGAUAAGGCGACGAAGAAGCAGAGCGUUGAGAUAGGUAAGGAAGCAACGAAGCUCAUUAUCAACAGCAUCUGCAGAAUGAGCAUGGGGAGGAGUUUUUCAGAGGAGAAUGGUGAGGCUGAGAGAGUGAGAGGUUUGGUAACCGAGUUAGAUGGCUUGACGAAGAAAGUUUUGUUGGUAAACAUAUUGCGCUGGCCGUUAGAGAAGCUCGGAAUCUCACUGUUCAAGAAGGAGAUAAUGUAUGUUUCCGACAGCUUUGGUGAGGUACUUGAGAGAGUUCUUGUGGAACAUGAAGAGAAGCCAGACAAGCAUCAAGGUAACGACCUGAUGGAUGUGUUGUUGGAAGCUUAUGGAAAUGAAAACUCAGAGCAUAAGAUCACUAGGAACCACAUCAAGUCGUUGUUCGUGGAGCUUUUCCUUGGCGGCACUGAUACCUCAGCACAAACUAUACAGUGGACAAUGGCUGAAAUCAUUAACGACCCUAACAUUCUUACAAAACUGAGAGAAGAAAUCGAUUCGGUUGUAGGAAAGACAAGGCUGAUUCAAGAAACAGAUCUACCAAAGCUCCCUUAUUUGGAAUCUGUAGUCAAAGAAGGGCUAAGAUUGCAUCCGCCAUUGCCUCUUGUGGUAAGGACGUUGCAAAGAAGUGGUGAGAUCAAAGGGUUCUACGUACCAGAGAAGACAACACUUGUAGUUAAUGCUUAUGCUGUGAUGAGAGACCCUAGUUCUUGGGAAGAUCCGGAUGAGUUUAAGCCAGAGAGGUUUCUAGGGAAGAAAGGGGAUGAGAGAAAAGCCUUAAAGCACAUUGCUUUCGGAAGCGGAAGGAGAGGCUGUCCUGGAUCAAAUCUAGCAUCUAUUUUCAUAGGAACCGUAAUUGGAACAAUGGUGCAGUGCUUUGACUGGAGAAUCAUAGGAGACAAGGUCAAAAUGGAUGAGGCUGGAGGAAUCAACUUGACCAUGGCUUAUCCCCUGAAGUUGACUCCUAUUCCUCGAAUCGAGCCUUCAUUUUCUAACCUUCAGAUUCCAAAUUCGUCAUCUCCAUGAAUUUGCAGAAGAAUCACACUAUCCUCUGUUUUUUCUCGGUAUCAUAUAAAGUAUAAACGAUUUCCCGGUUAACUUUGGUUUGUUUUAAUUUUAACGGUUUACAAUAUCAAAAACCGCAAAUAUUGUCCUAAAACAAUGUCCCGGUGUGUGUAUUAUUAU